AUAUAUGUAUGUGUGUGUAGAAAACACUUUGAGUUUUCAAAACAUAACUGGACGUAUAGCUUCCACAUCCAGAACCUGUUAAACAACCCGCUCGCCUAAUGCUAUUUUUAUGCAAUAUAAACAGGUCAUAAGCGCUCCAGACUGACUGAUGGGUCUCACCUGUGCUCUGGGAGGUUAGAGAUACUUCAUGAUCAGACAUGGAUGUCAGUGUGUGAGUCUGUCUUUGACCAGCAGGAUGCAGAGGUUGUGUGUAGAGAGCUGGACUGUGGGGCUCCUGUACAGGUGCUGAGAGAAGCUGCUUUUAACAAAGGAGACACUCAGAUGUGGACACGAGAGAUUCAGUGCAGAGGAGAUGAAUCUCAUAUUUCAUUCUGUUCAAUAUCAUCAUCAAACAAACACAACUGCACCAGUGACAACAUUGUAGAACUGAUCUGUUCUGGUUACACUGAUCUCAGACUGAUAAAUAGCUCAGACUCUUGUUCAGGAAGAGUGGAGCUUCAGUUCCUCAAACAAUGGGGCACAGUGUGUGAUGCAUGCUGGGAUAUGAGAGCGGCCAGUGUCCUCUGUAGACAGCUGAAUUGUGGGAUUGCUGUGUCUGUUGUGGGAUCAGACUGGUUUGGAGAGGGAAGUGGUGAAAUCUGGGCUGAUGUGUUUGAUUGUGACGGGAAUGAAACAAAACUCUCAGAAUGUUUCAUCUCUUCAUGGAGUCGAGCUGAACGUUCUCAUAGAAGAGAUGUUGGAGUCAUCUGCUCUAAUUCCUCUCUGUCUCUUCAUGACGGUCUGGUGCGGUUGUCUGGAGAGAGACAGUGUGAGGGGGAGCUGGAGGUUUUCUUCCAUCAGGUCUGGAGGAGAGUUCUGCUGGACUCCUGGAGUCUCACUGAAUCCUCUGUGGUCUGCAGACAGCUGGGCUGUGGCUCUGCGCUCAACUUCUCCGGCUCCUCUUCAUCCAGUCCUGAACACAGUCAUGAGUGUGUGACGGGCUUCCAGUGCUCUGGGAGUGAAGCUCAUCUGGGGAACUGCAGCUCUCCACAAACUCUCAACUGCAGCUCCACACAACAGCUGUCCAUCACCUGCCUCGGUCGCGGGUCCAUCAGGCUGGUGGGUUCUGGGGGAGACUGUGCAGGGAGGCUGGAGGUUUUUCACGGCGGCUCAUGGGGGACAGUGUGUGAUGACUCCUGGGAUAUUAAAGAUGCCCAUGUGGUGUGCAGACAGCUGCAGUGUGGAGUGGCCCUCAGUAACCAGCAGGUACCAGCCUGGUUUGGUCCUGGUUCUGGACACAUAUGGCUGGAUGAGGUGGAGUGUGAGGGGAAUGAGACGUCCCUGUGGAGCUGCUCUUCUCCAGGCUGGGGACAACAUGACUGUAAUCACAAGGAGGAUGUAGGAGUCGUGUGCUCAGAGUUCAAAGAGUUCAUGUUAUCUGAGGGUUGUGAAGGGAAUGUGGAGGUUUUCUUCAAUGGAUCCUGGGGCAAUGUGUGUUAUAAUCAGAUGGACAGAGACACAGCGAGUCUGAUCUGUCAAGAACUGAACUGUGGAAGAUCUGGUGUUUUGUCUGAUUCUACAUCGAGAGUGAAAUCAGCUCCUAACUGGAUGGAUAAAGUAGCAUGUCGUAAACAUGACUCCGCUUUAUUGCAGUGUCCUUCUUCACCCUGGGGACAGAAUAACUGUGGUGAAGAUGAAGUGGCCAAAAUCAUCUGCUCAGAACAAGAGAUCCAUGAGUCUCCUCGAAGCUCCCUGACAUGCUCCACUUCUCCACAUCAGAGACAGUGUUCAGAUCAUGUUCCUCUCAGACUGAGUGGAGGUAAGGGCCGGUGCUCUGGGAGGCUGGAGGUGUAUCAUAACGCUGUGUGGGGCUCAGUCUGUGAUGAUCAGUGGGACAUCAGAGAUGCUCAGGUGGUCUGCAGACAGCUGGGUUGUGGAGCAGCACUGAGGGCUGAUGGGAAUUCAGUCUUUGGUGCUGGUGAAGGUGUUGUGUGGAUGAACAGAGUCGAGUGCAGAGGGAAUGAGAUUCACCUGUGGGACUGUCCUCUCUCCCUGAAAAACCACACUGACUGCUCCCACAAAGAGCACGCUGGACUCACCUGUGCAGAUGUUUCAGAUGUGUCAGUGUCCUCUACUCCUGACACAACAACAUCAGUUUCUCCUCCAGUGCGCUCAACAUCAGUCUCUCUUUCACAAACUCCUCCAGCAGAGUCUCUCUCCGUCUCCCCAGAGCUUGUGAUUGUUCUGGGAGUUGUGCUCUUACUGCUCUUAGUGCCACUGCUUAUACUGAUUCAGCAGAACAGAGUGAUGAGGAGAGCUCUCUCUAAGAGGAGACACAGGACGACGACUGAGGCUGUUUAUGAGGAGAUUCAGCACAAACCCAUUAAUAGACACAGUCUCUUCACUCAGAGGGGAAGUGUCCUUUCUGAAAAACAGCAUUCUGGGUAUGAAGAUGCUGAUGAGCUUCUUUCAGAAGAGCAACAAAUCACACCAGAGCAUUAUGAUGAUGUGAUCCCUUCUGGACAAAGACAUAAUGCUAACGAUGACUUACCAGAAAACUAUGAUGAUGUAAUCAUUAUAAAACAGUUGUCCAAUGAUAAAGCAGAGGGUGUUCAGGAGGAGUAUGAUGACGUGAAGAAUGUUGGAGAAUAUAUGAGGGACAUGCUUGACUAUGAUGAUGUGGAGGAGGAUCCAGAGAAACAGUCAGGAGCUGAAUAACUCACACAUCAACCACUGCCUCAAAUCCUUUCAAAGCUUUUAAUGUUUAAGCAAUAUUAAUAUAUGUUUCAGUUGCACUCUAACCAUGUUUUAUUGCAUCCUAUAUCGAAAUAUACAAUUGCUGUUUUAGACAGAAAAAUCUGCUUAACUUUUUCUUUUCUGAAUUUUGAGAGAACAAAAACCUGUCAUUUUCUGUCAUUCAGUUACUUUGUAAGAACAUAAUUGUGUUCAGAUUGUUCACCAAUCAGGUACCACCCAUCAUUAAAGGAUAAUAUUGUUAUUCCAAGCCAGCAGAGGGAGCCCUUACCUCUGGAUGAACUGUGAUCGCUCCCUCUUCUGCUGCUUCCUGUUUGGGGACUAUAAAUUCUGAAGCAGGCCUCUCACCUACAUGCAGCGUUAUUGUUAGCAUGUUCCUUGUUAAGUAUUGCGUUGGUUUUUUCCCCUUGUUGUUAUUCUUUUGUUUUGACCCUGCCUGUUUUUGGUUUUCUUGAUCAUUUGCUGCCUGACCCGACCUCUGCCUUAGAUUUUGUUGUUGCCUUACCUCUUAUA
Molecule: messenger RNA, 3246 nt
Organism: Puntigrus tetrazona (Sumatra barb)
Lineage: Eukaryota; Metazoa; Chordata; Actinopteri; Cypriniformes; Cyprinidae
Product: antigen WC1.1-like
Exons: 14
Coding region: 202-2697 (831 amino acids)
Cellular component (GO): membrane
Source: RefSeq, a predicted model, not a curated record